Pelecanus crispus (Dalmatian pelican) is the source of this 4538-nucleotide messenger RNA. The record is from RefSeq and is a predicted model, not a curated record. Lineage: Eukaryota; Metazoa; Chordata; Aves; Pelecaniformes; Pelecanidae.
UCUGAGGAGUGUCCUGAGACUAUGGUUUAUAACUAUAGCGUGAAGUACUGUAACCAGUCCUGCCGCUCGCUGGAUGAACCUGAUCCGCUGUGUAAAGUUCAGAUCACUCCUAUGGAGGGCUGUGGUUGCCCUGAAGGGACCUACCUCAAUGACGAGGAGGAAUGUGUAACUCCAGAGGACUGUCCCUGCUACUACAAAGGCAAGAUUGUUCAGCCUGGCAACUCCUUCCAAGAGGACAAAUUGAUGUGCAAAUGCAUUCAAGGAAGAUUAGACUGCAUUGGAGAAACUGUCCUUGUAAAAGAUUGCCCAGCUCCUAUGUAUUACUUCAACUGCAGCUCUGCGGGUCCUGGUGCAAUUGGAUCAGAGUGUCAGAAAAGUUGUAAGACGCAGGAUAUGCACUGUUAUAUCACAGAAUGUGUUUCUGGCUGCAUGUGUCCCGAUGGGCUGGUAUUGGAUGGCAGUGGAGGAUGUAUUCCCAAAGACCAAUGCCCAUGUGUCCAUGGAGGACACUUUUAUAAACCUGGGGAAACCAUCAAAGUGGACUGCAACACAUGCACCUGUAACAAAAGGCAGUGGAACUGCACAGACAAUCCCUGCAAGGGAACCUGCACUGUGUAUGGAAAUGGGCAUUACAUGAGCUUUGAUGGGGAGAAGUUUGAUUUCCUGGGAGACUGUGACUAUAUCCUAGCUCAGGAUUUUUGCCCUAAUAACAUGGAUGCUGGCACAUUCCGAAUUGUAAUUCAGAACAACGCCUGUGGGAAGUCACUCUCCAUCUGCUCCCUAAAGAUCACACUGAUUUUUGAGAGCAGUGAAAUCAGGCUCUUGGAAGGAAGAAUUCAGGAGAUAGCAACUGAUCCAGGAGCUGAGAAGAAUUACAAAGUGGAUCUCAGAGGAGGUUAUAUUGUGAUUGAAACAAAUCAAGGGAUGAACUUCAUGUGGGACCAGAAGACUACUGUUGUUGUCCACGUGGCACCAUCUUUCCAGGGAAAAGUCUGUGGCCUUUGUGGGGACUUUGAUGGCCGCUCACGGAAUGACUUCACAACCAGAGGGCAGUCCGUGGAGAUGAGCAUCCAGGAGUUUGGAAACAGCUGGAAAAUAACAAGCACCUGCUCAAAUAUAAACAUGACAGACCUGUGUGCUGAUCAGCCUUUCAAGUCUGUCCUGGGACAGAAGCACUGCAGCAUCAUUAAGAGUAACAUCUUUGAAGCCUGUCACAGUAAGGUGAACCCAAUACCAUAUUAUGAGUCUUGUAUUUCUGACUUCUGUGGCUGUGACAGUGUGGGAGACUGUGAGUGCUUCUGUACCUCAGUUGCUGCUUAUUCAAGAAGCUGUAGCAGAGCUGGUGUCUGUAUCGACUGGAGAACGCCCGCCAUUUGCCCUGUGUUCUGCGAUUAUUACAAUCCACCUGACAAACAUGAGUGGUUCUAUAAACCCUGUGGAGCCCCUUGUCUAAAGACCUGUAGGAACCCACAAGGGAGAUGUGGGAACUUGCUGUACAGUUUAGAAGGCUGUUACCCAGAGUGUAGUCCUGACAAGCCAUAUUUUGAUGAGGAGAGCAGGGAGUGUGUCUCCCUUCCCAACUGCACUUCAUGCGAUCCUGAGGAGAAACUAUGUACUGAAGACUCCAAAGAUUGCCUUUGCUGCUACAAUGGAAAGACCUACACCUUAAAUGAAACUGUAUACAGCCAAGUAUAUGGGACCAAGUGCGGUGAUGCUAUCUGCGGCCCUAAUGGAGAGAUCAUUAAAACACUUAUCCCUUGCAGAACACCAUCCACACCAGCACAAGAACUACGUAUGGAACCUGUAACAACUGCACCUCCAUUGUCAACAGUAGCCACUCCUUGCUUCUGCAAUGACAAUGGACAAUUGAUACAAAUGGGAGAAAAUGUUUCUUUGCCAGUGAAUGUAUCAGGUCAUUGUGCUUACUCCAUUUGCAAUGCAUCAUGUCAGAUUGAAUUAAUUUGGGCAGAGUGUAAGACUGGUCAUACUGAGGCCCUCAAGAUCUGUGAUCCAGACUCUGAAGCCUGUCCACCAACGUCUGCUCCUAGUGCAACAAGCCGCAUUACUGCCUCCACAGGGACUCCUGUGAGCGAUUGUCUUGGGCUUAUUCCUCCCAGAAAGUUUAAUGAAACAUGGAACUUUGGAAACUGCCAGAUUGCCACUUGCCUGGGAGAAGGAAACAGUAUUAAACUAUCCAGCAUGACUUGCCCUCCUCAGCAACUGAAACUCUGUGUCAAUGGUUUCCCAUUCAUGAAACGCUACGAUGAAACUGGUUGCUGUGAACUCUUUGAGUGUCAGUGUAUUUGCAGUGGAUGGGGAAAUGAGCAUUAUGUGACUUUUGAUGGAACAUAUUAUCAUUUUAAAGAAAACUGCACCUAUGUCCUCGUGAAGUCAAUUCAUCCUGACUCUCACAGCUUCUGGAUUCACAUAGACAACUACUACUGUGGUGCCAUUGAUGGAGCAAUUUGUUCAAUGUCCCUUCUCAUUUUUCACUCCAACUCUGUUGUUAUUCUGACGCAAGCAAUGGAACAUGGAAAAGAAACAAACCUGAUUUUGUUUAAUGAUAAGAAAGUUGUUCCAGACAUUUCCAAGAAUGGUAUCAGGAUAACCAGUUCUGGCCUUUACGUCAUAGUUGAAAUACCUGAAUUAGAAGUUUAUGUCUCCUACAGUCGACUUGCAUUUUACGUAAAACUCCCUUUUGGAAAGUUUUAUAACAAUACCAUGGGACUGUGUGGUACCUGCACCAACCAGAAGUCUGAUGAUGCUAUGAAGAGGAAUGGUGAGGUUAUCAAGUCCUUCAAAGAGAUGGCAUUAGACUGGAAAGUCCCAGAUCCUACCAACAGACACUGUAAUCCAGGUGUCUCAGAACCAGCUGAGAUUGAAUAUGAUCAGCACUGUGAGCCUGCCAAUCUGUGUAAAAUAAUCUGGAACUUGACCGAGUGCCACGGCGUGGUCCCCCCACAGCCCUACUAUGAGGCAUGUGUGGCCAGCGGGUGCUCAGAACGGCACCCCAGCACUAGGUGCCAGAGCAUGCAGACGUACGCAGCCUUGUGCGGGCUUCACGGGAUCUGUGUAGACUGGAGGAGGCAGGCGAACGGGCAGUGUGAUGCCAGCUGUUUUCAGGAUCAGGUAUACAAGCCAUGCGGGGAAGCAAAAAGAAACACUUGCUUCAGCAGACAAAUCACUAUGGACACCCUCCCCUCCCAAAAUAACACAUCAGUGUUUGUUGAGGGAUGCUACUGUCCUGAUGGAAAAAUUCUACUGAAUGAUCAUGAUGGCAUUUGUGUUUCUGUCUGUGGUUGCACUGCACAAGAUGGGUCAGUAAAACAGCCUAGAGAGGCUUGGGAGCAUGACUGUCAAUACUGCGCUUGCAAUGAAGUGACCUUGAAUAUCUCUUGCUUCCCCCGGCCUUGUGCUAAAUCUCCACCUAUCAACUGCACUAAAGAGGGUUUUGUACACACAAUAAAAACACGUCUGGAUGACCCAUGCUGUACAGAGACAGUCUGUGAAUGCGAUAUAAAAACCUGCAUUAUCAACAAAACAGCAUGUGACUUAGGCUUCCAACCAGUGGUUGCUAUAUCCGAGGAUGGUUGUUGUCCUAUCUUCUCCUGUAUACCAAAAGGUGUAUGUGUUUCUGAAGGAGUUGAAUUCAAGCCUGGGGCAAUGGUGCCUAAAAGCUCUUGCGAGGACUGUGUGUGCACAGAUGAGCAGGAUGUUGUGACACGGACCAACCGCAUCCAGUGUGUUCCAAUGAAAUGCCAAACCACCUGCCAGCAGGGUUUCCGCUAUGUGGAAAAGGAGGGUCAGUGCUGCAGCCAGUGCCAGCAAGUGGCAUGUGUAGCAAAUUUUUCAUUUGGUAAUGUGACGAUUGAGGUUGGAAAGAGUUAUAAAGCUCCAUAUGAUAACUGUACUCAGUAUACAUGCACUGAAUCAGCGGGACAGUUUUCCUUGACUAGUACAGUCAAGGUCUGCCUACCAUUUGAAGAAUCAAACUGUGUCCCAGGGACAGUUGAUGUGACUUCGGAUGGCUGUUGUAAGACAUGUAUCGACCUGCCACAUAAAUGCAAACGCAGUGUGAAAGAGCAAUAUAUAAUCCACAACAACUGUAAGUCAGCUGCUCCGGUCCCCAUGCCCUUUUGUGAAGGGACGUGCAGUACCUAUUCCGUGUAUUCCUUUGAGGCCGGUGAAAUGGAACACAAAUGCAUUUGCUGCCAUGAAAAAAGGAGUCACGAAGUGAAGGUGGAACUGGUUUGCUCUGAGCAUAAGACAGUCCAGUUCACGUAUGUGCAUGUAGAUGAAUGUGGAUGUGUGGAAACAAAAUGCCCAAAGAGGAGAGCAUGAGCAUAAACUAAAGGAAACAUUUCAGCUCCCAUUUAGUGCUUCCCUAGCAAGUGAGUAGUUUAGAAAACAGCUGUGAGUAACCUUCAAAUGACCAUACUUCUCUCUUGUGCUUUUUCCUUCUAGUAUUAUAUGCAAUUAUGGAAAUUAGCUAAAGAUUUUACUCUAAAUGUUUGUAGAAUAAACUGCAUUUCAAAGAG